Molecule: messenger RNA, 1230 nt
Organism: Penicillium concentricum
Lineage: Eukaryota; Fungi; Ascomycota; Eurotiomycetes; Eurotiales; Aspergillaceae
Product: D-serine ammonia-lyase DSD1
Exons: 4
Coding region: 1-1230 (409 amino acids)
Biological process (GO): D-serine catabolic process
Molecular function (GO): D-serine ammonia-lyase activity
Source: RefSeq, a predicted model, not a curated record
AUGGAUUACUCUCUACAGAACCACGCUUCCUACAUUGGUCGUCCAGUCUCCGAGCUUCCCACUCCAGCUCUCAUCCUAAGCAAGCCCGUGCUAGAGCGAAACACCCAGAUCUUGUUAGAAGAUGUCAAACGGUUGGGAAUUGAGUUUCGGCCCCAUGUCAAAACGCUCAAGUGUAUCGAGGUCACCCGCAUGAUGCUGGGCGACGGCGUGCACCGUCGAAUCGUCGCAUCGACACUAUCCGAGAUCCGAGGAUGUUUAGAUCUUGUCAAGGAAGGGAAACUAGACGAGUGUCUCUACGGUCUACCCGUCUCAGCCAGCGCCCUACCCUUCCUCGAAACCCUAACCAAAUCCCUAAAGAUCAUCCUGAUGAUCGAUAGCGAGCAGCAGAUAGAUCUCCUCGAAUCAUACGCCUCCAAAUCAUCUUCGCCGGUGGCAUCAUGGCCCGUCUUCAUCAAGAUUGACGUCGGCUCUCAGCGUGCAGGAAUGGUCACUGACUCACCAUCCCUCCCAAGAUUAAUCCAGCGCAUUGAGUCAUCCUCCGCGGCUACCGUGUACGGCUUCUACUGUCAUGCCGGACACUCAUAUGCGUGUCGCACAGAGGAUGCCGCGGCCGCGGUUCUCCAGAGUGAAGUCGAGGGCGUAGUGGAAGCAGCUAAGGUCCUGGUUGACGGGAAAUCCGAUAGACGGGUUGUGGUUUCUGUGGGAUCAACGCCUACAGCACAUGUGGUGAAAAGAUUGCAGGGUGUUUUGCCCGAGGGGAUGGAGUUGGAGUUACAUGCUGGAAACUACCCCACAAACGACCUGCAGCAAGUCGCAACCUCACUCGUGGAACCGACGCAGCAGGCAGUGCGCAUUCUCGCCGAUGUCUGCAGCGUAUAUCCCGAGCGCAACGAGGCGCUCGUGAACGCGGGGACUAUCGCGCUCUCGAAGGAGACGGGUGAGUUCCCCGGGUAUGCUAUUGUUGUUGAUCGGCCUCAGUGGAGUGUUGUGCGGAUGUCGCAGGAACAUGGGAUUCUGGGGUGGGCGGAGUCUGAUCAGACGCGUAGGCUUGUUGAGAAGAUGGGGUCGAGAUCUGAUGGGGAGAAGGUGGAGGCUGCGUUUAGGGUUGGGGAUAAGGUUUUGCUGUAUAUUCAGCAUGCUUGUAUUACGGCUGCUAUGCAUUAUGCUUAUUAUGUUGUUGAUGAGCAGGAUAUUGUUCGGGAGACGUGGGUUCCGUGGAAGGGGUGGUGA